Culex quinquefasciatus (southern house mosquito) is the source of this 2681-nucleotide messenger RNA. RefSeq names its product T-complex protein 11-like protein 1. The transcript has 5 exons. Gene Ontology annotation, biological process: signal transduction. Lineage: Eukaryota; Metazoa; Arthropoda; Insecta; Diptera; Culicidae. The coding region runs from base 643 to 2124 and encodes 493 amino acids. The record is from RefSeq and is a predicted model, not a curated record.
UGACUUUGUUUUGAACUUCGUCGGACUCGUUUUGUGUUUUGGCUUCGUCGGGCUAAAUUUGUGCGUGAUUUAAAAAUAGGUUCUCCCGAAAAAGCAGGAAACAAGUUGUUUGAAAACAAUUCCCGACUCUAUCGCGUUUGUUUGUUGAUUCGUGUCCGCGUGUGUUUGUUUGUGUGCUGAUUUCUCCAGCAAAUUCAUCAAGUGCUUUACCCCUUCUCACCAGAGCACCCCAGCCUAGAGACCUGCUGAAUCGAGUUGAACAGCCAAGACUCGAGUUCAGUUCAGUUUCAAUCUUUGUUCGGUACGGACAACACGUGUUUCAAUUACGGUUCGCGUAACUUUGCAGAAGAGUUAUACAAAGUGUCAUUAGUUGAAGAAACGUGCAGUGAGUGUGGCAAAUUUCGACAAGUUUCGGGGCUAUCGAUCCCAAUCACCAUCAUAGUGGCACGUGCGUUUUUCCUUAUUGUUGUUCCACCAUCGAACAGUAACACAUUUGACUGAGACAGACAGGGAAAGUGCUGCACCGCCUCUCCUCCUAACCAGGUACCGCCCUCCCUUCACCCUGAGUCGUCGUUGAACCCAGCCAGCCGCAAAACGACUCAAAACAGAGGAAAAAGUAAAACCACCACCCAGUGAAAAACCAUGCCAGCUGAUGCAUUUUCAAGAAUGGAUUCGUCCGGAUCAGCCGGAUCGUCCAGCGAGGCCAAGGACAUCCCGGCCAGCGUGGAAGCGGCCCUGCUGAGGGCCCGAACCGAGAGCGAGAGCUCGGACAAAUCCGGUCCCACCCGGUUCGUCCUGCCCGGCACCUCGGGCAGCCCGCCCAAGAUCCUCACCCUGGAGGAGGUCCAGGACGCGGUCAAGAACAUCGAGAACAUGACGCUGGCGCACGAAAUCGCCGUCAACAGUGACUUCAAGCUGCAGCCGUACGAACCGCCGGAGAACUCGGUCGAGCGGAUCAUCAAGGACACGAUGCACAAGGCGUUCUGGGACGUGCUGCGGGAACAGCUCGGGCGCGACCCGCCCUGCUACGACAUGGCGAUCCAGCUGCUGGCUGACAUCAAGGACGCGUUCCAGAGCAUUUUAAGCAAGAACAACGAACGGGCGCUGGCACGGAUCAACGAGAUUCUGGACGAGCAGGUGGUGCGGCAGCAGGCGGAACAGGGCGUGCUGGAUUUUCAGGCGUACGCCAAGUUUGUGAUUCACAUAAUGGCGCUGUCGUGCGCUCCCGUUCGGGACGAGCAGAUCGGCAAGCUGAAGGACAUUACGGACGUGGUGGAGCUGUUCCGGGGGAUUUUGGAGGCGCUGUCGGUGAUGAAGCUGGACAUGGCAAACUGUCUGCUGGACGCGGCCCGGAACGAAGUGAUUGCCAACUCGGUCGAGUACGAGAAGCAAAAGUUUAAGCAGUUUUUGGAACUGUACAAGGACGGGUUUCCCGAGACGGAAAAGUGGCUCAAGCGGAACAAGAUGCCGGAGGUGGCGGCUGGAGGAAGUGGCACGGUUGAAGGCGCCACCGACCAGCGUCGCGCCAAGGACACUAUCUUCAACGCUUAUCUGGAGCUGAUCGACUGGAAUACGGAGAACGAGUUCCCGGAAAUGCUCGAGAUGGACCGGGAUCGCGUGAUCGGCCUGCAGGGUCGUGCCUCCCGUCUCUGCACCUGCGCCGCCACUCUUGCCAUCACAUGUGCCGCCGUUCCGACGAUCGCUCAGUCUGUCGAGUUGCGUAAAAGUCUCGCCUCCGAGCUGAUCAUCCUGGUGCAGAACUGCAACAACACUAAGGAUUUGGACGACAUCAUCGAGAACAUCUGGCUGCACGUGCGCUCCGUCAUCCAGAACCGACUCACCGAUCUCGGACAGCCCAAGAUGGACGAAGCGCUCGAGAGUACGCUGAAGACGCAGAUUCUCCAAAUCGCCAAGAAGGAAUCGCCCGUGCGGAACCUGCUCUGGAAGCGGCUGCUCGCCUUCAUCCAGCUGGUGCUGCGGACCAACAAUCCCAUUCCGGUGCCGCCCGGCUUCCAGGAGUUUGCCGACGACAUGGAAGCCCUGGCGGCGGCCUUCAAGCGAAUUUCCUACUACAACUACGCCGUGUACGGAGAGUACUACCACGAGAUCCUAAACAAGGCCUAAUUUGUUUUCCGUUCGUGUGUGAGUGUGUAGUACUUAGUUCGUCUUUCAUUGUGAAAUAUAGAUAUCUUUAUAUUUUUCGUUAAAAACUAUUCUAACAAAUACGAACCGGAGAAAGAGUUCAUUAGUUUAGAAGAACCAUCCCUAAUUGAAAGAGAAAGAGCGCGCGGUAUUUGAAAUGUGAUAGAACAGGAUCGAAAGGAUGAACUAGUCAGGCGUGUAGAGAGUUCACUGUUUACUCACCCCUACAUAAAUAUCUCUAUCCACUGACGCAAAACCCAUAAUCAAUAUUAUUACAGAGUUUUACACCCGCAUGUAAAAGUCACUAACAACACAUUUUUUGGUCGUAUUUUAUUUUUAUUUGUGUACCAAGUGAGCGCUGCCUCUUUGCGAAAACAGUGUAAUCAAUCGUACUACUAUUGUUCGCGAAACUAAAACAUUUAAGACUUAUCUUGGCGCGGAAAAUACGCGCUUGCGCGCAUUGUGUAUACAUUAUUCGUGUAGAAAUAAAUAAAUAAAUAAAUAAAUAAAUAUAAAGUUUUACGAAACAUUUAUUCGAA